AUGGAUCUUUCCAUUCUGGAUCAUAUUCAGCCGCUAUUUAAUCUAGAAUUUGUCUCAAGAUCAUCAGGAUCUGAUCAAAGCGAGCCCUCAGAUGACUACUCAUUUGAUUAUUCCAUUAAUUUGGAAGAUGAUUUCAAAAACUGUCCAUCAAAAACACCAUUCGAGUAUGUGCCUCACGCCAUCGUAAAUAUCAGCAAGCAUCGUCAAGAAAUUCGCGAAAAUUACAAUCAACAUUUUCAUGAGAUAAAAAAGGAUAUAAAGGUAAUCAUAGUUGAUUGGUGCAUCAGAGUCUACCUAGAGAUGUCUUUAUCAAAAGAAACACUGUUCCUUGGGAUUUAUAUCCUUAAUACAAUUCUCAGAAUUAAAAGCGUUAAAAGAUGUCACUUACAGUUGGUUGCCGCAACUUCUUUGUGGAUAGCCUCUAAAAUAGAAGAAGCAAGUACUCCAACUUUAUCCGAUUUUGUAACCGUGUGCGGAAACAAUUACUCAACCAGAGAGUUCUAUGCAUGUGAAAAAUGCAUACUACGGUAUAUGAACUACGAUAUAGCCAUUGCAACUCAUCAAUUUUAUAUUGACUUAGCACUGGGAACAUUUGAUGCAUCGGAGAGCUACAAAAUGUCUGUAGAAAUAAUUUCUUUAGUUUCGCUCUUCCUUGACGAUUUAACAGAUUCUCCAAAUAUCGCUUCAGCAAUUUUGUCUCUUGCUGCUUCAAUAUCUCACGAGAAUGACUCGAUAUGGAAGCUUUCAUUUCCUAUUAAUGAACCUUCAGUUAUGAUACUUGUCAGUCAAUUAUCAGAUAAUUUUAAGGAGCAAUUAGCUUUCAAGAAUAGCAUUAUCAGCAAAAAAUUCAAAACUAUGAAUGAUAGUAUUUGCCGAAACAAUGCAAUUUAA
Molecule: messenger RNA, 891 nt
Organism: Trichomonas vaginalis G3
Lineage: Eukaryota; Parabasalia; Trichomonadida; Trichomonadidae
Product: cell division
Exons: 1
Coding region: 1-891 (296 amino acids)
Biological process (GO): regulation of cyclin-dependent protein serine/threonine kinase activity; mitotic cell cycle phase transition
Cellular component (GO): nucleus; cytoplasm; cyclin-dependent protein kinase holoenzyme complex
Molecular function (GO): cyclin-dependent protein serine/threonine kinase regulator activity
Source: RefSeq, a predicted model, not a curated record